Neoarius graeffei (lesser salmon catfish) is the source of this 4169-nucleotide messenger RNA. It is a transcript of the gene tsg101b, whose product is annotated as tumor susceptibility 101b. The record is from RefSeq and is a predicted model, not a curated record. The transcript has 10 exons. Lineage: Eukaryota; Metazoa; Chordata; Actinopteri; Siluriformes; Ariidae. Gene Ontology annotation, biological process: protein transport; protein modification process; endosome to lysosome transport. The coding region runs from base 105 to 1271 and encodes 388 amino acids. Gene Ontology annotation, molecular function: ubiquitin binding. Gene Ontology annotation, cellular component: ESCRT I complex.
CAGUGCGCAUGCGCAGUGUCAUAGUGGAAGUAAAAUCACUUUCUCAGCACAACGUUUGUGAAUUCUUUUGUCGGGUUGAAAGUUGAAGUAAAUUUAUUCAAAAUAUGGCUGUGAACGAGAAUGCUCUACGGAAAAUGUGUAAGAGUUAUAAAUACAGAGACCUGACCAUGAGGGAAAUCACUCAUGUCAUAAAUCAGUACAAAGACCUGAAACCUCUCAUGGACACUUAUGUGUUCAAUGAUGGCAGCAACAGAGAGUUACUGAGUCUUACAGGAACUGUACCAGUGAGCUUCAAAGGAAAUGUGUACAACAUUCCCAUUUGCCUGUGGCUGCUCGACACUUAUCCAUUCAAUCCUCCCAUCUGCUUUGUCAAGCCCACUAGUGCCAUGAUGAUCAAAACAGGGAAGCACGUCGAUGCCAAUGGAAAAAUCUACCUCCCGUAUUUGCAUGAAUGGAAACAUCCUGAGUCAGAUUUGUUUGGGCUGAUCCAGGUGAUGAUUGUAGUUUUUGGAGAAGAGCCACCAGUUUUUGCACGGCCAACCACACAGACAGCUUAUCCAGGAUUUCAAGCUGCUGGUCCACCUAAUGCUUCCUACUUGCCAAACACACCGAACACUCAGUUUGUCCAGAGUUACUCUCCUAACCCAGGUAGUUUUCAGGGUUAUCCGUACCCUGCUGCCAGUUCAGGAUACCCAGCCACAUCUGCAACAACACACUAUACUCCCACCACCGCUGCAGGUCCCAGUCGUGAUGCCACCAUUGGCGAGGACACGAUCCGUGCGUCUCUGGUGUCUGCAGUGAGUGAUAAGCUGCGCAGGCGGAUGAAGGAGGAGAUGGACCGCGCUCAGGCUGAACUGGAUGCUCUCAAGAGGACCGAAGAGGACCUGAAAAGGGGACAAAAGAAGCUAGAGGAGAUGGUGUCCAAACUGGACCAAGAGAUAGCUGAUGUGGACAGAAACGUAGAUCUGCUGAAGAAGAAGGACGAGGAGCUCACAGCUGCUCUGGACAAAAUGGAGCAACAGUCAGAGAAUAACGAUAUUGACGAACUCAUCGUGCCCACAGCGCCGCUGUACCGCCAAAUUCUAAACCUGUAUGCUGAAGAGAAUGCCAUCGAAGACACGAUCUUCUACCUGGGCGAGGCACUACGCAGAGACGUCAUCGACUUGGACAUCUUCCUUAAGCAUGUGAGACUUCUCUCACGGAAGCAGUUCCAGUUGCGCGCUUUGAUGCAGAAAGCCAGAAAAACUGCAGGCCUCAGCGACCUCUACUGACCAACUCCAAGCUCAACACAUCUCUCUCACAUCUCUCUUCUCUGUCCUGUCUAACCCCACAGUCAGUGCAUUAUCUACACACAAUUACCAGGUUUCACUUUAUAGAACAAUCAAACAUUAAAGUUUAUACACACUUUUUUUAUUUGACCUUCCACUACAAUCUUAAGGGCAUAUGGGAAUUGAUUGAUUGAUUGAUCAUAGAAUCAAGAAAUGAUUAACACUUGCGUUUAAAAAUAUAUAUAUUUUUAAAUCAUGCAUUACUAUGAUUAUAUGUAAAUGUGAAGUGACCUUUCCAGAUGAUCUGUAGUGACAGUUUUGACAAUCAGAAGGCACAGGGAAGGCAGAUGAUCGCAACUGCUGUUGCUCCGAAGGGUUUAGACAGUUUGACUUUUGUACUUUUUUUGUUUAGAACACUCAACAAUCCAUUCAGGCAUAUUAGGAGUCACAGAUGUUUGUCUUCCAUCAAUUUAAAGCACUAACAGAUUGAACACGGCUCAUAUUUAAUCCAUUCUGGCUAUGCAAAUGGAAAAUGCACAAUACGUUCCAAAUAUUGUGUAUUAUUUGAUUUGAUUGAAUGUAAAUGCACCCUUUUUGCAUGGUUUGUGUGCGCAUGGGGAAAUUGUCAUGAGCUGUCGUGGAAAUAGGAAAAAAGUUCGUUUUUUUUUUUUUAAACCCAGGAUUAGUCUGUAUGAUAUCCACAUUCACUGGAUUUUGAGAAACAGAGCAUUUUUUUUUUUUUUAAGAUUUUUUUUGGGCUUUUUUCACCUUUAUUGGAUAGGACAGUGUAGAGACAGGAAAUGAGUGGGAGAGAGAGACGAGGAGGGAUCGGGAAAUGACCUUGGGUCGGAAUCGAACCCGGGUCCCCGGAUUUAUGGUAUGGCGCCUUAUCCACCUGAGCCACGACGCCCCCUUUCUUUUAAUUUUUUGCAAAUUUGAUAACUAUAUACAAAACGUCUGACAAAAUCAUGUAAACAAACUGAGGAAAUGACCGUAGCAGUUUGUGAAAAAUGCUAUAAUAAUUCUUGAAAAACAAAAAAGUGAUGUUCUUACCAUCAAAUACUUUUAUUCCUUUUUUUUUGGGGGGGGGUUGAGUAGAGUUUUUAUUUCAUCCUCGGUUGGUUCAGCAACAUGCUCCGCCAUUUUGUUUUACUCUACUCCCGGGAUAUGAGCUGAUAUCCUAGUAGUAGAGAAGCCGAUCAGAGCGUGAUUGCUCAUAUCCAGUGAAUGAGGAUAGAAUAAUUUCUUAUAUAUUUACAACAAAGUUACUCAAAUCUUGUAAGUGACUUCAUGAGUUGCAUGUUUAAUGAUAUCACGUGAGCUUUAUUAUUCUUUUUUUUUUUUUUUACUCUACACUUUGUCCUGGGUUAAUACUACCAUUAGUAUUUUUACAGUAUCAGUUGUAAUAGGAAUUGUAUUUUUGUGUUAUUGCAUUGUGUAUAUUAUUCAAUCCUUUUUUUUAUUUAUAUAUGUGCAUACUUGAAAAUAACCUCAAAAGCACUUAUACUCUUCUCAUGAAGGGAAUUAUUCAUAAUUCAAAAUUAUUCUUAUUUCAUCUUUAUUAUAUUAUGUAGUUCUCUAAAAAGAUUUAAUUAAAAUCAUGACGCUUGUAUAAUUGCUGUGAUUCUUGCACCAUGCUGCGUACUUUCCUCCCAAAUGUGAUCCAAGAUGCAUCAGGAUUUAAAAAGAAAUUGGGCCGUGCGUCAGAUGAAUGACGUAUGUAUCGACACCUCACACAGACAGAGUAUAGCUUUCAACCUUGUGAUACCGUGUCUCUCUCUUUUUUCUCUAAUGUUUCUGUUUAAGAUCUAAAUCCCCAGAGGUGAUGUAUUGAGGUUACACAUAGACCUGUGAGUCUAAAGCUGUGACACCGGCUUUACGUUUUCCCCUGAUGUGGGAUCAGACGGUGAGGGGGGAGGCUUUGUCCUACUUUGAAGGGAUUUCUUCUUAGGGUGCAUUCAAUCAGGAUAUCGAGAGGUUCACAAGUUCACCAGUCCUACAGUGUGUAAUGCAUGUAAUGAAGCUCUGGUCUGGUUUUACUUGCUUUUUAAUACAUAGUUAAUGUUGUGGGGGAUUUUUUUUUCCUUUUCUUUUUUUCUCUUAAGUUUUGAAACCUUGAUUUCACACUGGGGUGAUUCAUUGAUAAAGAGAUGAUGUUCUAAAGAUCGUUUUUGGAACAAAUGAUCUGAUUGUAAAUAUGAAACAGACUUUAUUUAGCUGAAGCUUUUUUUUUUUUUUUUAAAUGACAUCACCUUGUCUAGCCUCUUCCCAAUAUCCUGACCAAAUAAUUUAUUUUAAAUUAAAGUUAAAAUGAUAAUUUUUAAAUAAUCAUUUAAACUUUUGAUUGAAAGUAUACACUUUUUUAAACAUACCGGAAAUUGUUCUUUUGAGCAGUGCUAUAGAAGAACUACUAUUGUUUUCAUGUUCAUAACUACUUUUUUUUUUUGUAUUAACAAAAGUGAUUAUAGAUCCAGCACGUGAAAGUUUGCACGCACUACAAACUUGUGUAUGUGGGAAUUAAGACAUUAUUAACACUGAUUAUAAUUAAACAUGAAUAUUUUAUAAGCAUAAAUGUGGCGUGACCCUUUUCAGAUGAUUUAUAGUGUUUUUGACAAUCGGUCAUAUGGGAACAGGAUUGAUUUUUUUUUUUUGAGGAAGGGACGCAAACAAUUACAACUGCUUUGGCUAAGAAAGCAUUAAACAGUUUUGCCUUUUGUACUACUUUGUCUUUAACAAUGAACAAUUUUUGAGCAUUAAUUAAGAUUCACACAAUUUUUUUUUUUAUUAUUAUUAAAACAUUUUGAUUUUUAUAAGCCAUGCUUUUCUUACAUUCCUUGUUACAUUCCUUAUAUUAAAAACAACAAUUCUGACAAAUGUACUAAUUUCAUACUCGCUGUAAUU